AUGGCUCCAAAAUGCGACAAUACAAUGACUCCAAAGAGACACGACAAAAGAGAAAUGGCGGCUCCAAAAAACAAUAAACCAGAGAAAGUGCGUGACGACAACACCAGUGAAAUGAUGGCUCCAAAAUGCGACAACAUCAACGAAACGACGACUCCAAAGAGACACGACACCAGAGAAACGACAGCUCCAAAAAACAAUAAACCAGAGAAAGCGCGCGACAAUGGCACUAGCAAAACGAUGGCUCCAAAAUGCGACGACACCAAUGAAGCAACGACUCCAAAGAGACACGACAUCAGAGAAACGACGGCCCCAAAAAAAUGA
Molecule: messenger RNA, 321 nt
Organism: Racocetra fulgida
Lineage: Eukaryota; Fungi; Glomeromycota; Glomeromycetes; Diversisporales; Gigasporaceae
Source: the annotation of a GenBank genome assembly